AUGCUCGAGAUGCAAGCAAAAGAGAGAACCAUACAUCAUUUUUUCCACCUAUAUCACUCUUUAUGUUCAGAAGCAAAAGCUGCAGAGAUACGAGCAGAUUGGAAGUCGCAGCUGUUGUCAGUUACAAAUGUUGGUGCCCUCAAACAGGAACUCACAACAAUCAUGAAAGAAAACAUGGACACUUUAAUGAAUAUAGCGCGUUCGCUAUGGUCCGUGGUGGCUGUCAAUCUAUCUCUUGUCCUUUCACUAUUGGGAGCUUUAGCCGGGCUUAUUUUUGAUUUUGGAACGGAUAUUAUCAACUUAGUCAUCGAGAUAAUUGUUUUCCUGACAUUGACUUACUAUCUUUUGUCUGCCUCACGUGAACGAUGGCUACCAAUGGAGUGGGCCAGCAAUCUGUCACAUCUAGUGUCAGUGUCUGAUACUUCAUCGACUAAUGCUACCACCAGCAGCCUUCAAACCAGACCUAUUACAACUACCACCAAUCUUCAAAACAGACCUACAACUCAGAUAUCACCACAUGAAGUGACCGGCGCCAUCGAACAGGCGAUCUCGUUAGUU
Molecule: messenger RNA, 558 nt
Organism: Strongylus vulgaris
Lineage: Eukaryota; Metazoa; Nematoda; Chromadorea; Rhabditida; Strongylidae
Source: the annotation of a GenBank genome assembly